Coffea eugenioides is the source of this 1410-nucleotide messenger RNA. RefSeq names its product probable BOI-related E3 ubiquitin-protein ligase 2. Gene Ontology annotation, biological process: regulation of programmed cell death. The coding region runs from base 139 to 1239 and encodes 366 amino acids. Gene Ontology annotation, molecular function: ubiquitin-protein transferase activity. The transcript has 3 exons. NCBI's taxonomy places the organism in Eukaryota, Viridiplantae, Streptophyta, Magnoliopsida, Gentianales, Rubiaceae. The record is from RefSeq and is a predicted model, not a curated record.
UCUCUUGCGUUGCAUACUCUUCUCUCCUUUCCUCUCUUCAUCUCUCUGUUUUUUCCUCUCCAACAAAAACCUUCAAGAAUACGAGGCAAAUCCAAUCUCACAAGAAGCAAAGAAUAAAUCUCCCACAACCCUCUUUUCAUGGCAGUUGAUGCAAGUCAUCUCAAUCUUCUUCCUCCACAACUCAUGAAUCCGAACAGGGAUUUUGCAUUUUCCAAUCAGGGAAACACUAACACCUUGGCAUACAACAAUGUUCAUCAGAUGGGCACAGGCUCCGGAGUCCCUUUGAUUCCGGCAAUUGCGGAAGGUCUCCUGCCUUUGCAUCAUCCAACUCUGGCUUGUGAUUCUGUCCAGCCAAAAACAUCUAUGAAUACCGAUAGUGGACUCACCUAUAACAUGCCAGCCCCAAGGAAGCGGCCUAGAGAUUCAUUCGACCAGUUUAACAAUGUCCCGGCAAAUUUCUUCGUUACCUCCCAGCAGAAAAAUAAUAGCAAUGAUGUUGUAGCUCAAUUUCCAUCCUUCUUUGGAGAGCAGAUUUUGCCCUUCAUCAAUCAACAUCAAUUGGAUAUCGAUUCCAUCAUUUCUCAGCAUACGAAGAAAAUCAGGUUGGAAUUGGAAGAGAGACAGAAGCAACAUGCGAGAAUAUUAAUGGCGGCAAUUGGUGAAGGGGUGGUGAAGAAAAUGAAGGAAAAGGACGAGCAGAUUCAGAGGAUGGGGAAAUUGAAUUUGGCGCUUCAAGAAAGAGUUAAGAGCCUUUACGUGGAGAAUCAGUUAUGGAGAGAUUUAGCACAAACAAAUGAGGCCACGGCCAACUCGCUACGUACCAACCUGGAACAAGUCCUGGCGCACGUUAGCGACGAGCGCCUCUCGGCCGUCGGAAGAGGCGGAGGAGCUGGUGUGGCUGUUGAGGAUGACGCCGAGUCCUGCUGCGGGAGCAGCGAUCACGGGAAUGAAAGGGAGGCGGAGGAGGAGACUUCGGCGGAGCGGCGCAUUUUAGCAGGCGGGAUGUGCGGUAGGAUUGCAGUUGAGGCGCAGGAUAAGGAGGCUAACGUGAGCAGUAACAAGAACAACAACAACAACAGCAGGAUGUGUAAGAUGUGUGGGGAGAGGGAAUCGUGUGUGUUGCUGUUGCCAUGUAGGCAUCUGUGCCUGUGUACAGUCUGUGGGUCCACCCUCCUUCAUACUUGCCCUGCAUGUAACUCUAACAUGAAUGCCACAGUGCAUGUUAACUUGUCUUCUUGAUCAAUCAUCAAUAUAGAAUGAGAGGGAAAAAGGAAAAGUUAGCAGUGUAGUUUUCUUUUUAGGCCAAAGAGAAAAAGAUCAUCAUAUUAGGGGUUCAUUUUGAAGAUGGAAAAAAAUAGUAGAUAAUGUAAAUUUCUUUUGCCAUGAGUAAAUAUAUUGUUCAUUCUUUAA